AUGGCAGAAAGCAUAUUUUCCAUUGUAAGCAAACAGUAUAUCAAUGUCGGUAAACAGCAUGUCAAUGCCAGAAAGCAAACAUUUAAUGUCAGCCAACAAGAUGUCAAUGACGGAAAGCAUUCAGUCAAUGUCAGCAAACACGAUGUCAAUGACGGAAAGCAAACAGUAAAUGUCAGCAAACACGGUGUCAUUGUCAGCAAACACGGUGUCAUUGUCAGCAAACACGAUGCCAAUGUCAGCAAACACGGUGUCAUUGUCAGCAAACACGAUGCCAAUGUCAGCAAACACGAUGCCAAUGUCAGCAAACACGGUGUCAUUGUCAGCAAACACGAUGCCAAUGUCAGCAAACACGAUGCCAAUGUCAGCAAACACGAUGCCAAUGUCAGUAAACACGAUGUCAAUGUGAGCAAACACGAUGUCAAUGUCAGCCCGCAAGAAGUCAAUAUCAGCAGAUGGUAUGUGUCAGCAAGCAAACUGCCAGUGUCAGCCAAAACUUUCACUGUCAGCAAGCAAACUGCCAGUAAAGGAAGUGGUGUCGAUGUCAGUAAGGAAGAUGUCAAUGCCAGCAAGGAAGAUGUCGAUGUCAGCAAAAAAGAUGUCGAUGUCUUCAAAGAAGAUGUCGAUGUCAGGAACAAAUAUGUCGAUGCCAGCAAGGAAGAUGUCGAUAUCAGCAAAGAAGAUGUCGAUGCCAGCAAGGAAAAUGUCGAUGUCAGCAAGGAAGUGUCGAUGUCAACAAAGAAGAUGCCGUUAUCAGCAAGGAAGAUGUCGAUGUUAGCAAGGAAGUGUCGAUGUCAGCAAAAGAAAGUCGAUGUCAGCAAAGAAGAUGUCGAUGUCAGCAAAGAAGAUGUCGAUGUCAGCAAAGAAGAUGUCGAUGUCAGCAAAGAAGAUGCCGUUGUCAGCAAGGAAGAUGUCGAUAUCAGCAAAGAUGUCGAUAUCAGCAAAGAAGAUGUCAAUGUCAGCAAAAAAGAUGUCGAUGUCAGCAAAGAAGAUGCCGUUGUCAGCAAAGAAGAUGUCGAUGUCAGCAAAGAAGAUGCCGAUGUCAGCAAAGAAGUGUCAAUCAAGGAAGAUGUCGAUAUCAGCAAAGAAGAUGCCGUUGUCAGCAAGGAAGAUGUCGAUGUCAGCAAAGAAGAUGCCGAUGUCAGCAAGGAAGAUGUCGAUAUCAGCAAAGAUGUCGAUAUCAGCAAAGAAGAUGUCAAUGUCAGCAAGGAAGAUGUCGAUUUCAGCAAAGAAGAUGCCGUUGUCAGCAAAAAAGAUGUCGAUGUCAGCAAAGAAGAUGCCGAUGUCAGCAAGGAAGAUGUCGAUAUCAGCAAAGAUGUCGAUAUCAGCAAAGAAGAUGUCAAUGUCAGCAAAAAAGAUGUCGAUGUCAGCAAAGAAGAUGCCGUUGUCAGCAAAGAAGAUGUCGAUGUCAGCAAAGAAGAUGCCGAUGUCAGCAAGGAAGAUGUCGAUAUCAGCAAAGAUGUCGAUAUCAGCAAAGAAGAUGUCAAUGUCAGCAAAGAAGAUGUCGAUUUCAGCAAGGAAGAUGUCGAUGUCAGCAAAGAAGAUGUCUAUGUCAGCAAGAAAGAUGUCGAUGUCAGCCAGGAAGAUGUCGAUGUUAGCAAGGAAGAUGUCGAUGUCAGCAAGGAAGAUGUCGAUGUCAGCCAGGAAGAUGUCGCUGUCAUGCUAUGGUCACAAAUGCUUUAA
Messenger RNA from Mya arenaria, 1680 nucleotides. RefSeq lists its product as uncharacterized. The transcript has 3 exons. Bases 1 to 1680 code for a protein of 559 amino acids. Lineage: Eukaryota; Metazoa; Mollusca; Bivalvia; Myida; Myidae. The record is from RefSeq and is a predicted model, not a curated record.